UGGAGUGUGACUGUAACUGCGUAGCAAAUGAUAUGCUGAACUUGUGAUCGUUAUCUUCUAGUACUCUGAAGCUAUAAAUACCUAUCCUCAAUUGCUUUCAUGCAUCAAGCAUCCCAAACAUCUACAAGCAGAGAGAUAGAUAGAGGCAAAGGCAAACAGAUAGAAAAUGACUUGCUUCUUCUCAAAAGGGUCUUUUCUAGUCAUUCUCCUUUUAGCAAUUUGCUUGGUUAGUGAAGCACAGCAAUGUCGUCCAAGUGGAAGGAUUAGAGGAAAGAAGCCCCCUCCUGGACAAUGCAACCGAGAAGAUGACUCUGACUGCUGCAAAGCUGGAAAAAUGUACCCAACAUACACAUGCUCACCACCAAUGUCAGAUAAAACCCAGGCAUACCUCACUCUCAACAGCUUUGAGGCAGGUGGUGACGGAGGAGGCCCAUCUGAAUGUGAUGGCAAGUACCACAAUGACAACACUCCAGUUGUGGCAUUAUCCACCGGAUGGUACAAUGGAGGAUCAAGGUGCCUUAACAACAUCAGAAUUAAUGGUAAUGGGCGCAGUGUAGUGGCCAAGGUGGUGGAUGAGUGUGACUCGACUGAGGGAUGUGAUGCGGACCAUGAUUAUCAGCCUCCUUGUCCCAACAACAUUGUUGAUGCCUCCAAGGCUGUCUGGAAAGCCUUAGGUGUAUCCGAAGACAAUUGGGGUGGCUUAGAUAUCACAUGGACCGACGCUUAGUAUCAUUAUAUUUCUAUCUAAGUUGUUGC
Rosa chinensis is the source of this 756-nucleotide messenger RNA. RefSeq names its product putative ripening-related protein 1. Lineage: Eukaryota; Viridiplantae; Streptophyta; Magnoliopsida; Rosales; Rosaceae. Bases 167 to 727 code for a protein of 186 amino acids. The transcript has a single exon. The record is from RefSeq and is a predicted model, not a curated record.